Molecule: messenger RNA, 327 nt
Organism: Spirodela intermedia
Lineage: Eukaryota; Viridiplantae; Streptophyta; Magnoliopsida; Alismatales; Araceae
Source: the annotation of a GenBank genome assembly
AUGGGAGGCCUCCAGAGUGAGAGACUGGUCUACUUCCCUCUCCCGGCAACACGGCCGACGCCGCCGCCGCCGCGGCCACCGCCACCGCCACCUGCUCCGCCUCCAAUUCCUACGCCAACUCCGAUGCCCCCACCGCCGCGUCCACCGCCAAUACCACCGCCAAACCCUCCACCACGGCCGCCUCCAACGCCACCUCCAGCACCCCCGCCACCUCCAAAUCCUUCACCACCUCCAGCACCACCUCCAGCACCACCGCCACCACCAGCGCCGCCUCCAAAUCCUCCCCCCGGACCACCACCCGGGCCGCCUCCAAAUCCGCCUCCCUGA